UUCAGUUGUCAAUUUUGUAAACAAUAUGGCAGCCCCCAUUCGAAAUGCUUUUAAUCGUGGGGAUAAAUUUAUCACAGUCUUUUUAAAACUAAAAUCUGUACAUCCAAAUUCUUUUAGCAUUUCUGCAUAUGCUUAUAAAGAACGUAGAAUAACGACUCGGAAAUUUGAUUCAUUCCACUACUGUUUAGAGACAGUACGCAAAUAUGAUCAUGAAAACUAUUUGUGCACCUUGCUGCUUCCUCGACAUGUGCGUUCAGAAGCAUUUGUCAUAAGAGCUUUUAAUGCUGAAGUAUCCCAGGUGAGAGAAGUUGUAUCAACUACAGCAAUUGGGCAAAUGAGGAUGCAGUUCUGGACAGAUGCACUUGGAAAAACAUUUGCUGGCAACCCUCCUGAUCAGCCAGUGACAAAAGAAUUAGCUAAGGUUCUUCAAAGGCAUAAACUAUCCAAAGCAUGGUUUCAAAGACUAAUAUCUAGUCGAGAAGCUCUUUUAAAUGAUAAACCAUUUCUUUCCAUCAAAGAACUUGAAGAAUAUUCUAAUAUGGCUGUAGUUCCUGUAUAUUUAUUAAUUUUACAAACUUUAGGUAUAACCAGUGUUCAUUGCGAUCAUGUUGCCAGUCAUAUAGGCAUAGCUCAAGGAAUAUGUAACAUACUUCGUGGUAUCCCUUACAAUGCUUCAAAAGGGAGAGUGUUUCUACCAUUAGAACUUAUGAGCAAGCAUAGAUUAUCGCAAGAAGGACUAUUACAUGGAGAUCAAAAGAAAAAUUUACAAGAUGCUGUAUAUGACCUAUCCUGUGUGGCUCAUCAACAUCUUCAAAUGGGAAGGAAACUGCAUAAGGAUGUGCCUGUUGAAGUAAAACCAGUAUUUCUUCCUGCAGUACUAAUGAAAGCAAAAGGGAUUGAUUUAAUGUGAGCAGUGCUAAACAUUUUGCCACUCGCUGCAAGUUUUAUGAUUUGUAAAUUGUACCAUCCAGGGCUGUCCCAAUUUUCUAAAAUUGUUUCACUGAUUGCAUUCACAUUGGUUGCACAUGCUCUGGUGCUGGCUCUGAAUGUGAGUAAACUUGUAAUACUAUAAUUUCAAUUCUGUUUAAUCUUCAAAAUUGUAGUACUGUAAAUUUUUUCACAUUAUGCCAAUUCCUCUUGCAUAAUAUUGAUUUCUUUAGCAUGUACCUUUUUGGCAUUUCUUUUGUAAUAAAUUGAUUAAUUUUUUUUUUUUACGUUAAAAAAUUAUUUUCUCCAGCUAAACUUUGUUCAUACUGCAAGGUACUAAAGUUUAAUUUUAUCAGUUGAUAAUAGUGAGAUUAGUAUGUGAGGUCAAAGUAACAUUCAAAAACAAUCAACUUUUGAGAAGAAAACCCUAACUAUAUAAAAAGGACUAGAUUAAUAUUAUGAAAAAUACAGUGAGAUGUAUUAUUAAGGGCAUAAAAAAUAAUUUAGUUUAAAAGAGAAAAUAUAAUAGAAAUUGAUACAGCAAUAUAGGACAUACUUAGAAUUUUCUUCAUAAGUCCUGCGAUAUUUAUCAUAUUGUAUUUCUUAAAGUAAUUCUUUUUGCUGUGACUUUGCUGGUAUUUAAAAUGUGAAAUGAUUUGAUUCCAUGUAUUUGAAAUAAUACCUAUUUAUUUGGUUUGGAAUUGGCUUACUUUUUU
Molecule: messenger RNA, 1643 nt
Organism: Stegodyphus dumicola
Lineage: Eukaryota; Metazoa; Arthropoda; Arachnida; Araneae; Eresidae
Gene: sicily
Product: NADH dehydrogenase (ubiquinone) complex I, assembly factor 6 homolog sicily
Biological process (GO): biosynthetic process
Source: RefSeq, a predicted model, not a curated record